CCCCGCCCCCUCCACACGUGUGUCCGAAAACUUUUUAGAAGACAGUAUAAAGCCACUCUGCUUGCAGUUUAUGAAUCUUAACUUUAACAGUUACCAGUUUCAGUAUAUGUCGGCGUUAUAAAACUAUAGUUCGUCUGCUUCUAGAAUAAUCACGGAACAUAAGAUGGCGGACCAUUCAGAACGCGAUGAAUUUACCGAGCUGCCAGAUCUAAGCGAAUUUCUCCGGGAGGAUCCCUACUUAGUGCCCUACCAAGAAGACUUAUGUCGCAGGUACCAGUUGUUCACUGAGAGGUUGUCUAAGUUGGAGGAGGCUGAGGGGAGUUUUGAUGACUUCACCAGGAGUUACAUGUCCUAUGGUGUCCAGAGACAGGCUAAUAACAGCCUGAUGUUCAGAGAGUGGGCUCCGGGAGCUCAGGCCUUGUUCCUCACUGGGGACUUCAAUGACUGGAACAGUACAUCCCACCCCUACACUAAGAAAGAGUAUGGUAAAUGGGAACUUUACCUUCCUCCUAAAAGAGACAAGGCACCUGCCAUUGAACAUGAGACCAAACUCAAGCUAGUGGUACUGACGUCAGAAGGGGAGGAGUUAUUCCGUAUCUCUCCGUGGGCCAAAUACUGUCACAAACAUGUGGACUCCAACACCUACGACUGGAUACACUGGGACCCAAUUAGGCCUUUCCUGCACCAACACACCCGUCCUAAGCGUCCCAGGUCUCUGCGUAUAUACGAAGCUCACGUUGGCAUCGCCUCACCUGCGGAAGAGAUCGCCACCUACACCAACUUCACCCUCAACGUCCUGCCCAAAGUCAAAGACCUGGGUUAUAACUGUGUCCAGUUGAUGGCCAUCAUGGAGCAUGCGUACUACGGCAGCUUUGGAUACCAGGUCACCAACUUCUUCGCUGCCUCCAGUCGGUUCGGCAACCCUGAGGACCUGAAGAGGUUGGUGGACACCGCCCACUCUUUGGGGAUCACCGUCCUAUUGGAUGUGGUACAUAGCCACGCCUCCAGUAACACGGCUGAUGGGCUGAAUAAGUUUGACGGGACAGACUCCUGCUUCUUCCACUCUGGGCCUCGGGGACACCAUCCACAGUGGGGCUCACGCCUCUUCAACUACCAGAGUUGGGAGGUGUUGAGGUUCCUGCUGUCUAAUCUCAGAUGGUGGAUGGAGGAGUAUCGCUUCGAUGGCUUUAGGUUCGAUGGCGUCUCAUCCAUGCUCUACCACCACCACGGCAUCGCCAUGUCUUUCUCUGGUGGUUACAGUGAGUACUUUGGGAUGCAGGUUGAUGAGGACUCGAUCAUACAUCUGAUGCUUUCCAACCACAUCCUACACACACUCUACCCCGACUGCAUUACCAUCGCGGAGGAUGUAUCAGGAAUGCCAGGGUUGUGUAAACCAGUGAAGAAUGGAGGACUUGGCUUUGACUACAGACUCAACAUGGCUGUGCCUGACAAGUGGAUCCAGAUACUGAAGGAGUUAAAGGAUGAGGAAUGGGACAUGGGGAAUAUCGUCUACACGCUGACCAAUAGGAGGAAGGGCGAAGGAAGCAUCGGCUAUGCUGAGAGCCACGACCAGGCUCUGGUAGGUGAUAAGUCCCUGGCCUUCUGGCUGAUGGAUAAAGAGAUGUACACCAACAUGAGUUCCCUGAUCCCCAUGACUCCCGUCAUCGACCGAGGCAUCCAGCUACAUAAGAUGAUCCGGCUCCUCACACACGCUCUGGGGGGAGAGGGCUACCUCAACUUCAUGGGUAAUGAGUUUGGCCACCCAGAUUGGCUGGACUUCCCCAGGAAGGGUAAUGGUGAGAGUUACCAGUAUGCCCGUCGUCAGUACAACCUGUUAGACCCUGACAACAACCUACGCUAUACACAGCUUUACGCUUUUGACAGAGACAUGAACCUCACGGAGGACAAAUAUGGAUGGCUGGCCUCCCAGAAGGUGUUGAUGACCACGGCGGACGAGAAGGAUAAAGUGAUCGUGUUUGAAAGAGCCAACGUUAUGUUUGUUUUCAACUUCCACCCCAGUAACAGCUACAGUGACUACCGCAUAGCAGCCGGGCCGAACGGGAAAUAUCGUAUCAAGCUGGACAGUGAUGCUGAGCAGUAUGGGGGACAUGGUCGACUGGACACAGACACAGAGUUCUUCACCGAACAGGAACCAUUUAAAGACGUGAACGACCAAUGGCAGCCACACUCUUUGAAGGUAGGCUACAGUACCGCUGGGUGGGGUGUUGGGUCCAAGUCGGUUCCUCUGCAGCCACACUCUUUGAAGGUAGGCUACAGUACCGCUGGGUGGGUGUUGGGUCCAAGUCGGUUCCUCUGCAGCCCCUGUAUGAUUCUGCUUUGCUUUCAUCCACUUUUGAAAAUGUGCGGAGCUUUUUACCCAUGUUGUUGGCAGAGGCAGGUUGUGGCAGACGCACAUACAAACACACAUCUUAUAAAAUAAAGGUACCUAAUACUG
This is a messenger RNA of Oncorhynchus keta (chum salmon), 2455 nucleotides long. It is a transcript of the gene gbe1a, whose product is annotated as glucan (1,4-alpha-), branching enzyme 1a. The transcript is spliced from 16 exons. Gene Ontology annotation, molecular function: 1,4-alpha-glucan branching enzyme activity; hydrolase activity, hydrolyzing O-glycosyl compounds; cation binding. The record is from RefSeq and is a predicted model, not a curated record. Gene Ontology annotation, biological process: glycogen biosynthetic process. Bases 164 to 2440 code for a protein of 758 amino acids. Gene Ontology annotation, cellular component: cytoplasm. Lineage: Eukaryota; Metazoa; Chordata; Actinopteri; Salmoniformes; Salmonidae.